Messenger RNA from Carica papaya (papaya), 1791 nucleotides. The record is from RefSeq and is a predicted model, not a curated record. Lineage: Eukaryota; Viridiplantae; Streptophyta; Magnoliopsida; Brassicales; Caricaceae.
AUGAUCGCAGAGAAGCCCAAUUGGGUGAGGCAUGAGGGAAUGCAGAUAUUCUCCAUUGAUGUGCAGCCUGGUGGACUUAGGUUUGCAACUGGCGGAGGUGAUCAUAAGGUUAGGAUAUGGAACAUGAAGUCUGUUGGCAGGGAUUUGGGAAAUGAUGAAUCAAAUCAAAGACUCCUUGCAACCCUCCGUGAUCAUUUUGGAUCAGUCAACUGUGUUAGGUGGGCUAAGCACGGUCGAUAUGUUGCAUCAGGGUCUGAUGAUCAGGUGAUUUUUGUUCAUGAGAGGAAACCCGGUUCAGGAACCACAGAGUUUGGCAGCGGAGAGCCUCCCGAUGUUGAGAACUGGAAAGUUGCAAUGACUUUGAGGGGACACACUGCAGAUGUGGUGGAUCUUAACUGGUCUCCAGAUGAUUCAAUUCUGGCUAGUGGUAGCUUGGACAACACGAUCCACAUCUGGAAUAUGAGCAAUGGUAUUUGCACGGCUGUUCUCAGGGGUCACUCUAGCCUUGUUAAAGGAGUUGCCUGGGAUCCCAUUGGCUCUUUCAUAGCUAGUCAAUCUGAUGAUAAAACUGUCAUAAUAUGGCGGACAAGUGACUGGAGCCUUGCUCAUAGAACAGAAGGCCACUGGGCAAAAUCACUGGGAUCUACAUUUUUCAGGCGGCUUGGGUGGUCACCUUGUGGGCAUUUCAUAACUACCACCCAUGGUUUCCAAAAGCCAAGGCAUUCUGCUCCUGUUCUUGAAAGGGGGGAAUGGGCUGCGACAUUUGACUUCUUAGGACACAAUGCCCCAGUUAUUGUUGUUAAGUUUAAUCAUUCAAUGUUCAGAAGAAAUUUUUCCAAUACUCAAGAAGUGAAAGCUGCAUCCAUUGGGUGGACAAAUGGGGCUUCCAAGAUUGGAGGAAAAGAUUCACAACCAUAUAAUGUUAUUGCAAUUGGGAGUCAGGACCGAACUAUAACUGUAUGGACAACAGCAAGUCCUCGUCCUCUCUUUGUAGCCAAGCAUUUCUUUACUCAAAGUGUAGUGGAUUUAUCCUGGAGUCCUGAUGGGUAUUCACUGUUUGCUUGUUCCUUGGAUGGAACUGUGGCAACAUUUCACUUUGAGGUGAAGGAACUUGGCCACAGGCUAAGUGAUGAUGAACUUGAUGAGUUAAAGAGAAACCGUUAUGGUGAUGUUAGGGGUCGACAAGCAAACUUGGUGGAGAGCCCAGCACAGUUAUUGCUUGAAGCUGCUUCGGUGAAGCAAACUACAAGCAAAAAAGUGGUUCCAGAUGUUCAGGACACCCAGAUGCCUGUAAAAUCAUCUGUAGACUUGGGGCGUACAUCAAAAACUUCGGAAUCUCAAAUUGAUGAUGCAAGGAAAACUGGGACAGCUGGGAGUGAUGGGCUAAAUAAAGUUUCUAGUUCUGCUAGGAUUUCUAGUCCAGUAAAGCAAAAGGAAUACAGGCGCCCUGAUGGGAGAAAGAGGAUCAUCCCAGAAGCUGUUGGAAUGCCAAUUAAUCAGGAGAACAUUACCGAUGGCGUGCAGUCCCAAUCACAUGAUUUUCCUAUUGUCUCAUCCGACCAGAGGAAGGAUGAUAAUGGGGUAAUUGCUGCAGAGAGUGAUGGGAAAGAUAUCUCUUUGAGAACAACUAGCAAAAGCUCUGAUAUAAAGGAGUGUUCUGGGGCCACGGCUCGGGCUACUGUUGUUGACAGCCUUGUUAUUGAGAAAGUUCUGGGAUCCCCUAGCAGAGAUGGAAUUGUUGAACAACCUGGCAGCACAAAGGCUUCUGGUUCCUUAGCUGCUUCUAGUACC